GUUAUUUUUGUAAAAUCUUUCCAUGUCUGUGCUGUCAAUGGUUCUGAGGUUAAUAACGAAGAAAUAAACGAAACUGAAAAAGCAGAUAACGUACAAAUUAAUAAAGAGGAUAAUCCAUUAGAAAUUGAAAAGAAAGAACCAGUAGAUGAAGACGGCCAUAUACCAUAUAUUCCAGGAGCAUUAACGGAUCCCGAUAAACGGCACGAAAGCCAUGAUUUGUUAGUUAAAAACGCAAUCGAACAACUACACGGUCAGCAGGAAGACGAAACAGAUAAAUUCUGGAGAAAAGUAGCUGAGAAUGCAAAGGAAAAUGUACGGGACCAGAACAUGAAAUAUGGUAAAAAGAGUGAAACACCAAAAUUACCUCACGUAAAUGUAUCGCAAAAUUUCCAGUUUGCGAAGAAAAUGCACGUCGGUAAUUUAGAGCAUCAACCUCUUCCAGAUACUUUGGGAUAUAGAAACUUAACUAAAAUCGCUGAACACAGAGAUUCAGAUAUUAUAGUGAAGCCAUAUGCAAUAGGUUGGAAAGGGUACGGUGCUGCAGGACCUACUUGUUGCACUAAAAUGCGUGUACAUAGACCGAAGACUUGCGACCAUAAAAAGACCGAAGGAGACAAACACGAAAACAAAAGACCUUCCACGUCAACUCCCGACCUGGGCAGCCAGAACAAAAAAUCACUAUCGCUCAUGGAUCUAGCUAUCUGUUGGGAUUUUCGACCAGAUGAUCCAAAGUCUGAACCACGGCCACCUAAACACAUAGAUGGCUCAAACGGUUCAAAAGCACCAGCUGUUUUCACAAUGGUACACACUCCUAAAGAAGAAAUUGAACAAGCAGUAGCUGGCCACACGAUGUCAAUUUUUCAUCAAAAUCGCGCAGGAGACGAUCCCGGGCACCAUCCAGUUCCAUAUUUUGAAAAAGAUAUGGCAAAACAAAAGCGGAAAGAUUCUUGUGAUGUCCAACACUGUCCGCAACACAACUACGCCGAGAAAUACCAGAAUGAUAAAAGCUCGAAGUCGUCAAGUAGAAAAAGUUCUGGUCAUUCUGUAAAAAAGUCUCCGUGUGACGGUAUACACGGAUGCGGCACACCAAGCGAGGCAAGUCGCAGCUCUAACCGUGAUUUAAGACCAGAGAAGCUCCAGCCAAUAAAAGAUGCUUGGAGUGCAGACUUGAAAAAAAGUAGUCGCCACGAUUUAAAUAAGAACCGCCACAGUUUGGAAUCGUACGAAAAAACGCCUUUGGCGCAAGGUAAACUGCAUCAAAGUUCGCCGAAUGAAUCUCAACUGUCUAAACGCUCUAAGGAGAGUGACUUGUCUAAUACAAAGCAUCGGAAUUGUUUGCCAUGCCACGAGAAAUUGCAUGAGGAGCCAAAACAAAAAGAAGACUACAAAUUCGCUUUUAAAGCUGGUAAUCCGAAUUCAGUACAAAGUGUUACCAGUACAACUGACUCGAAGGGUCUAAAAAUUCCUAAGAUGCGUCAUCCGUACUCAAAGAAGUCUUACACGAUACCGACUCUAGCACCACCAUUUAGUAUAUGGCGGGACUCAAACGCAAGUGGUUACCCUGAGCAUUGGCGAUUGGCAAGCGUUUACCAGCACGCAUACAAACCACCGGAGCAGAGGCGCAAACCACUCAUUGAAAGUGUUUACCAGUAA
This is a messenger RNA of Achroia grisella, 1653 nucleotides long. RefSeq lists its product as uncharacterized. Bases 328 to 1653 code for a protein of 441 amino acids. NCBI's taxonomy places the organism in Eukaryota, Metazoa, Arthropoda, Insecta, Lepidoptera, Pyralidae. The transcript has a single exon. The record is from RefSeq and is a predicted model, not a curated record.